UGUGUGUGUGUGUGUGUGUGUGUGUGUGUGUGUGUGUGUGUGUGCGUGGGCUGAUCCGCGGCGCGUCGGUGACUCGCUCAGUUUGGUUUCAUGAUCAUCUGCUGCGGACUGAACUCACACUCACGCGUUUCUCUGAUCCUGUCUGGAAAUAUUAAUAAAGAUCCGCCCGCGCGAGCUGAAGUUAGUUUGUCGCGGGAAUCUCUGGUUUCUGAAGGAAACACUCGGGAACUGAUGCGAGACAUUCUCGAGUCUCUGGAACUGAAGACGCGUCACGGAUCCGACGGAGAGCAGCGCGAUGGGGGAGCAGCCGAUCUUCACCACCAGAGCUCAUGUCUUCCAGAUCGAUCCCAGCACUAAGAAGAACUGGGUUCCCGCCAGUAAACAGGCCGUUACCGUCUCCUACUUCUACGACAGCACACGCAACAGCUACCGCAUCAUCAGCGUGGACGGGUCAAAGGUGAUCAUCAACAGCACAAUUACCCCCAACAUGAACUUCACUAAAACAUCGCAGAAGUUUGGUCAGUGGGCCGACAGUCGCGCAAACACAGUGUUUGGACUCGGCUUCGCCUCCGAACAACAGCUGUCCAAGUUUGCGGAGAAGUUCCAGGAAGUCAAAGAAGCAGCGAAACUGGCCAGAGAAAAAUCUCAGGAGAAGAUGGAGACGUCCAGUGAUCAGUCGCAGGAAUCUGGCCAUGAAACCCAAUCAGGCAAUCAAGAGUCCAGCUUCAACGGAACGGAUGAUGAGAAGAUCUCACACGUGCCGGACGACACCGCACUGAAGAGCGAGAACGACCGGCUGAAGUCUGUAGCGGAGCAGAGUAAGAAGCUGGAGAUGGAGCUGCAGGCGCUGAAGGACAGCAAUGCUCAUCUGACAGACACGCUGAACGAGGCUAACAGCAAGGCUGAGAGCUGGAAGAGUAAAGUGACGCAGAGCCAGGACGAGAACAACCAGCUGAGGCACAAGAUCUCGGAGCUGGAGGAUCAGUGUAAGGAGGUGAAUCAGGAGAGAGAGAGAAAUGCUCAGCUGAGUCUCAGAAUUCAAGAGCUGGAAGCAGAUCUACAGGAAAAAGAACAGGAGCUCGAGGACCUGCGCAAACAGGCAGAAACCAUCCCGCAGCUCGUGACCAAAUGUGAAAGUGUCACGGCCAAACUACAGGCUGCAGAAACGGCCAACAGAGGCCUGAGCGAGAAGAUGACGCUCCUGCAGAGCGAGAUCGACGACAGUCAGCAGAACCAGAAGAACAUGAAGAGCGAGCUCAAGAGGUUCAUGGACGUUCUGGACGGGAAGAUUGAUGAGCUCCAUGAAGUUCGGCAGAGCAUUUCUAAACUGGGCGUCGAUAACUGAACACACACACUCUCUCUCUCUCUCUCUCUCACACACACACUCUCUCUCUCUCUCUCUCUCACACACACACUCACUCUCUCUCUCUCUCUCUCUCUCUCUCUCUCUCUCUCUCUCACACACACACU
This is a messenger RNA of Carassius auratus (goldfish), 1470 nucleotides long. RefSeq names its product homer scaffold protein 2 (gene homer2). The coding region runs from base 296 to 1345 and encodes 349 amino acids. NCBI's taxonomy places the organism in Eukaryota, Metazoa, Chordata, Actinopteri, Cypriniformes, Cyprinidae. Gene Ontology annotation, molecular function: G protein-coupled glutamate receptor binding. The record is from RefSeq and is a predicted model, not a curated record. The transcript has 9 exons. Gene Ontology annotation, biological process: G protein-coupled glutamate receptor signaling pathway.